AUGCUGAAUCUUCAAUACGCCGAUUCUUCGUCAGGAGGGAAGUUUUCUUUCCAAGAGGAGCCCCUCUACCCAUAUUCCACCGCAGAUAGUCGAGAUCGAGGAAUGGUGACAUACACUUAUGAGGACCAUAAGCUAUAUGAAGAUGGAAAACCGGUGAAAGCAACCAUCCACUGUUCAGAAAUGACUCCGGAGAUGGAAAGCUGGGCAAUUGAUUGUGCUGCUAUUGCCCUCCUCAAUAAAGCCUCCAUCAAGCAUGCUGCCUCCUACAUUAAGAAAGAAUUCGACAAAGAAUUUGGCCCAUCGUGGCAAUGCGUUGUUGGUAACAAUUUUGGAAGAAGAAGAAGCACUAUGGCUGAACGUAAAGCUGUUGUCAAGAAUGCUGAUAUGACUGAAGAUAUGCAGUCGGAUGCCGUUUCAAUCGCUGGACAGGCUCUGGAAAAAUUCAACAUUGAGAAGGAUAUCGCCGCCUACAUCAAAAAGGAAUUCGAUAAGAAACAUUCCCCCACAUGGCAUUGUAUCGUGGGUCGAAAUUUCGGAAGCUAUGUGACCCACGAGACCAAUCACUUCAUCUACUUUUACUUGGGCCAGGUAGCGAUCCUGCUCUUCAAGUCUGGUUGA
Messenger RNA from Rodentolepis nana, 618 nucleotides. Lineage: Eukaryota; Metazoa; Platyhelminthes; Cestoda; Cyclophyllidea; Hymenolepididae. The record is from the annotation of a GenBank genome assembly.